AAAGCAGAAAGAGGAAUUAAAUUUUGAGCGCUAAACAAGUUUGUUGUGUUCGCUGAAAAUACCAACUGUUCAUCUGUUAAUUGAAACAGGAAAUAGUUUACAAGCAAAACUGUUGUUUACGGGAACCGAAAAGCGAUGCCUAGUGAAGUCAUAACCCUACAACUAGGGCAGUGUGGAAAUCAAAUUGGCUUUGAGUUUUGGAAGAAGUUGUGUGCAGAACAUGGAAUCAGCUCUGAAGGAGUACUGGAAGAUUUUGCAACAGAAGGAGUUGAUCGAAAAGAUGUUUUCUUUUACCAGGCUGAUGACGAGCACUACAUUCCCCGGGCUGUCCUACUCGAUUUAGAACCUCGAGUUAUAAACACAAUAAUGAAUUCUCCAUAUGCCAAAUUGUACAACCCAGAAAAUAUCUACCUAUCAAAGCAUGGUGGUGGUGCAGGAAACAAUUGGGGUUCAGGAUACAGUCACGGUGAACGACUCUUUGAUGAAAUAUUUGAUAUCAUUGACAGAGAAGCAGAGGGCAGUGAAAAUCUUGAAGCUUUCACCCUUUGCCAUUCAAUUGCUGGAGGAACUGGUUCUGGUCUGGGUUCUUAUAUGCUGGAAAGAAUAUCAGAGCGGUAUCCCAAGAAGUUGGUUCAAACUUACAGUGUGUUUCCUAACCUUGCAGAAUCAAGCGACGUUGUUGUUCAACCUUACAAUUCAUUGCUGACGUUGAAACGGCUGACGCUGAAUGCCGAUUGCGUCGUAGUCCUGGACAACACGGCCCUGAAUCGGAUUGCCACCGAUCGACUGCACAUUGAAACGCCAUCGUUCACGCAGAUCAAUUCUCUCGUUUCAACCAUAAUGUCCGCAUCAACCGCCACUUUAAGAUACCCAAGUUAUAUGAACAACGACCUCAUAGGGUUGGUCGCUCCGCUUAUUCCGACUCCUCGGCUGCAUUUCCUCAUGACAGGGUACACUCCACUUACGAACGACCACGAGGUAAAUAGGCUGUCGCCAUCUGGUUUAACUUUUUUUUUUUUUUUUUUUCAUUUUAUAAUCAUAAAUCUACAGGAAACAUCUGUAAGGAAAACAACAGUCUUGGAUGUAAUGAGGCGUUUGCUUCAACCCCAAAACAUGAUGGUCUCCACUACACCCGACCGUAAUGGCUCACAUUGUUACACUUCGAUACUAAACAUAAUUCAGGGAGAGGUAGACCCAACGCAGAUCCAUAAAUCGCUCCAGAGAAUUCGCGAAAGAAAACUGGCGCAGUUUAUCCCUUGGGGUCCGGCUUCUAUCCAAGUGGCUCUUUCACGCAAGUCGCCUUACGUCACAACAUCCCAUCGCGUAUCCGGGUUGAUGUUGGCUAACCAUACGAGUAUUUCUACCCUUUUUGCGCGGACGCUGCAGCAAUUCGAUAAACUAAGGAAACGAGAAGCUUUUCUUGAUCAGUUCCGUAAGGAAGCAAUGUUUCAAGAUAGCCUUGACGAAAUGGAUGAUUCGCGCGACGUCAUCCAAAACUUGGUGGACGAAUAUACGGCCGCAACAAAGUCUGACUACCUCUCCUGGGGUAUGAACCGUCCUGGAACGUCGGCUGCGGGCGCACAAACGUCGGCCUAAAUGUUCAAAACUUGUACACGGAAGAUUAUUAAAAUACAGACUGGCUUUCAUUUCACAGUAAA
Messenger RNA from Daphnia carinata, 1658 nucleotides. Its product is annotated as tubulin gamma-1 chain-like. Gene Ontology annotation, biological process: meiotic spindle organization; mitotic sister chromatid segregation; mitotic spindle organization. NCBI's taxonomy places the organism in Eukaryota, Metazoa, Arthropoda, Branchiopoda, Diplostraca, Daphniidae. The transcript is spliced from 8 exons. Bases 136 to 1596 code for a protein of 486 amino acids. Gene Ontology annotation, cellular component: nucleus; spindle; gamma-tubulin complex. Gene Ontology annotation, molecular function: GTP binding; structural constituent of cytoskeleton. The record is from RefSeq and is a predicted model, not a curated record.